Molecule: messenger RNA, 1578 nt
Organism: Peromyscus eremicus (cactus mouse)
Lineage: Eukaryota; Metazoa; Chordata; Mammalia; Rodentia; Cricetidae
Gene: Slc32a1
Product: solute carrier family 32 member 1
Exons: 2
Coding region: 1-1578 (525 amino acids)
Biological process (GO): amino acid transmembrane transport
Cellular component (GO): vacuolar membrane
Molecular function (GO): amino acid transmembrane transporter activity
Source: RefSeq, a predicted model, not a curated record
AUGGCCACCCUGCUCCGCAGCAAGCUGACCAAUGUGGCCACAUCCGUGUCCAACAAGUCUCAGGCCAAGGUGAGCGGCAUGUUUGCCAGGAUGGGGUUUCAGGCGGCCACGGAUGAGGAGGCGGUGGGCUUCGCGCACUGCGACGACCUCGACUUUGAGCAUCGCCAGGGCCUGCAGAUGGACAUCCUGAAAUCGGAAGGCGAGCCCUGCGGAGACGAGGGCGCCGAACCGCCCGUCGAGGGAGACAUCCAUUACCAGCGCGGAGGCGCUCCUCUGCCACCGUCUGGCUCCAAGGACCAGGCCGUGGGAGCUGGUGGCGAGUUCGGGGGUCAAGACAAGCCCAAGAUCACGGCGUGGGAGGCGGGUUGGAACGUGACAAACGCCAUUCAGGGCAUGUUUGUGCUGGGCCUACCCUACGCCAUCCUCCACGGCGGCUACCUGGGGUUGUUCCUCAUCAUCUUCGCUGCAGUAGUGUGUUGCUACACAGGCAAGAUUCUCAUCGCAUGCUUAUACGAGGAGAACGAAGACGGCGAGGUGGUGCGCGUGCGGGACUCUUACGUGGCCAUAGCCAAUGCGUGCUGCGCUCCUCGCUUCCCCACGCUGGGUGGCCGCGUGGUCAAUGUGGCGCAGAUCAUCGAGCUGGUGAUGACGUGCAUAUUGUACGUGGUAGUGAGCGGCAACCUCAUGUACAAUAGCUUCCCGGGGCUGCCCGUGUCGCAAAAGUCCUGGUCCAUCAUCGCCACGGCGGUGCUGCUGCCCUGCGCCUUUCUGAAGAACCUCAAGGCCGUGUCCAAGUUCAGUCUGCUGUGCACGCUGGCCCACUUCGUCAUCAACAUCCUGGUUAUCGCCUACUGUCUCUCUCGCGCGCGUGACUGGGCCUGGGAGAAGGUGAAGUUCUACAUCGACGUCAAGAAAUUUCCCAUCUCCAUCGGCAUCAUCGUGUUCAGCUACACCUCGCAGAUCUUCCUGCCCUCGCUCGAAGGCAACAUGCAACAGCCCAGCGAAUUCCACUGCAUGAUGAACUGGACGCACAUCGCCGCCUGCGUGCUCAAGGGACUCUUCGCGCUCGUCGCCUACCUCACCUGGGCUGACGAGACCAAGGAGGUCAUCACGGAUAACCUGCCCGGCUCCAUCCGCGCUGUGGUCAAUCUCUUCCUGGUGGCCAAGGCGCUGCUGUCCUACCCGUUGCCCUUCUUCGCGGCGGUCGAAGUGCUGGAGAAGUCUCUCUUCCAGGAAGGCAGCCGCGCCUUCUUCCCCGCCUGCUACGGAGGCGACGGUCGCCUCAAGUCCUGGGGGCUGACGCUGCGCUGCGCGCUGGUGGUCUUCACGCUGCUCAUGGCCAUCUACGUGCCGCACUUCGCGCUGCUCAUGGGCCUCACCGGCAGUCUCACCGGCGCCGGCCUCUGCUUCCUGCUGCCCAGCCUCUUCCACCUGCGCCUACUCUGGCGCAAGCUGCUGUGGCACCAGGUCUUCUUCGAUGUGGCCAUCUUCGUCAUUGGCGGCAUCUGCAGCGUGUCCGGCUUCGUGCAUUCACUCGAGGGCCUCAUCGAGGCCUACCGAACCAACGCAGAGGACUAG